UGGGUUGAUUGAUACAGGAAGUAAUCGUCCAUUUUUCCGAAAUAAAAAGCUAAAAAAGGAGGAGGCCAUCAUGGCCUCUGGUGAGAAGAUAACUCUGACAGAUGCUCUGCAGAAUGUUGAUGUACUAGAUGAGUUACCUCUACCUGAUCAGCAGCCAUGUAUUGAGGCCCUCUCACUCUCGAUACACUAUCAAACCAACUUUGAUACCAACUUUGAGGACAGAGCAGCUUAUGUUACUGGUGUUGCCAGGUACAUCGAGGAGGCUACAGUUCAUGCAGAUCUUAAUAAGUUGUUAGAGGAAGGGCAGGAGUAUGCUGUUAUGAUGUAUACAUGGAGGUGCUGCUCCAGAGCCCUACCACAGGUGAAGAGCAAUGAGCAGGAGAAUAGAGUGGAGAUAUACCAUAAGAUAGUGGAGGUGCUAGAUCCAGGCGUGUCUAAACUCAGGGAAUUUAUGUACUUCCAGAGAAAAGCAAUAGAUCGUUUCUGUGGAGAGGUGAAGAGACUAUGUCACAAGGAAAAGAGAAAUGAUUUCGUGUCCGAGGCCUACCUAGUCACGCUGGGCAAGUUUAUCAACAUGUUUGCUGAACUAGAUGAGCUGAAAAACAUGAAGUCUAGUGUGAAAAAUGACUAUUCAGCUUACAGGAGAGCUGCACAGUUUUUGAAGGUGAUGGCUGACCCAGCUACCCUGGAGGAGUCUCAGAACCUGUCUAUGUUCCUUGCCACACAGAACAAGAUAAGAGACACAUUAAAAAACACUCUGCAGACUAUACCAGGAUAUGAGGACCUUUUUGCUGACAUCAUCAGUAUAUGUGUACACAUGUAUGAGAAUAAAAUGUACCUAGAGCCAAAUGAGAAAUACAUGCUUGUCAAGGUGAUGGCAUUUGGUUUGUUUAUGAUGGACAAUGCUGACAACAGUAUCUACAAGAUGGAUCAGAAGAAGAAACUCAGCAUCUCAAAAAUAGACAAAAUUCUCAAGCAAUUAGAGAUAGUACCUCUGUAUGGAGACAUGCAGGUAGCACCCUUCCAGUAUAUUAAAAACAGUACAAACUACGACCCUUCAAAAUGGCCGAACUGUGAGUCUGGUCAUGUGAGUCCGCAGUCGAACAUUCUGGCCAACCUAGAACCUAUCCGAGAAGAUCACAUGUCUUACAUUAGUCAGCUUUCCAGACACAGUAAUGAGGCAAUUACAACAACACGAGAGAGUCCACGGACAGAUGCUGAGAACAAAGAUCUGUAUGAACUGGCUUUACGAGGGUUACAGCUGCUCUCUGCAUGGACGCAACAAGUCAUGGAAUUGUAUUCCUGGAAGCUGUUGAACCCAACAGAUCCACACCAGAACAAAAAUUGUCCUGUUGAGUCAGAGGAGUAUGAAAGGUCAACACGUUAUAACUACAGCAGUGAGGAGAAAUUUGCCUUGAUUGAGGUGAUAGCCAUGAUAAAAGGUUUACAGCUAUUGAUGUUACGUAUGGAGUCUGUGUUUAUGGACGCUAUACGCAGACAUAUCUACGCAGAGCUACAGGACUUUGUACAACUUGUUCUCAGAGAUCCUGUCAGGAAAGCAAUAAAAAAGAAAAAUGAUGUCAUCAAAGUUAUUGUAAUGUCUGUUCGAAACACGUGUGUAGAUUGGUUACGAGGUGUUGAGCCCCAUGAGGACCCGGCUAUGAAGGGGAAAAAGGACCCAGAUGAAGGUUUCUUUAUUAAGGUUCCCAGACGCAAUGUUGGACCAUCAACCACACAGUUGUACAUGGUACGAACCAUGUUAGAAUCUCUGAUAGCUGAGAAGAACACUGGAGGAAAGAAAACACUAAGAAAGGACAUAGACUACCAGCAUUUUCUUGCCAUUGAUAAUUUCCACAAAAAUUCCUUCUUCUGGUCCUAUGUGCUCAAUUUUAAUGAAUCUCUGCACAACAGUUGUAAUCUUUCCCAGCUCUGGUACAGGGAAUUCUUUCUUGAGAUGACCAUGGGACGUAGAAUACAGUUUCCAAUUGAGAUGUCAAUGCCUUGGAUACUUACAGACCACAUUCUGGAAACCAAAGAACCCUCUAUGAUGGAAUACAUUCUCUACCCACUAGAUCUGUACAAUGAUAGUGCACACAAUGCCCUGAUUCUCUUCCAUCAGCAGUUUCUCUAUGAUGAAAUUGAAGCAGAGGUAAAUCUGUGCUUUGACCAGUUUGUGUACAAACUCAGCGAUCAGAUUUUUGCCCAUUAUAAACAUCUUGCUGCAAGUAUGAUGUUAGACAAGAGAUUCCGUGCUGAGUGUGCUAAUGCUGGUAUUACAAUAAGUUACCCUGUAGCAAACCGUUAUGAGACGUUGUUGAAACAACGCCAUGUACAGCUCCUGGGGCGCUCCAUUGAUCUGAACAGACUGAUUGGCCAGAGAAUCAAUGCAGCGUUACAGAAAUCGCUAGAAGUGGCCAUUUCUAGGUUUGAAGGUGGAGACAUUACAGGAAUUAUGGAACUGGAAGGUCUGAUAGAUUGUAACAAACUGACACACAAACUGUUGAAGAAGUUCUUAACACUGAAUGAGUUUGAUGCAAUGUUGCGUGAGGCGAAUCAUAACGUGUCAGCACCUUAUGGAAGGAUUACACUACAUGUGUUCUGGGAACUUAAUUAUGACUUUCUGCCAAACUUCUGCUACAAUGCUGCAACAAAUAGGUUUGUAAAGACAAAGCUAAUAUUUGUGGAGGCCAGUCAACGUGAUAAACCGCCAAAUCCAUCUCAUCCAUAUAUCUGGGGAACAAAGUCAUUGACGACAUCGUUCAGCUCUGUCUACAGCCAGUAUGCAGGCUUUGUGGGACCUCCACAUUUCCGUGUGAUUUGUCGGUUGCUAGGUUACCAGGGUAUAGCAGUAGUUGUUGAAGAACUCCUCAAAAUUGUAUCAGAUCAGCUGAAGGGACCAUUAAUGAAGUACACCAAAACAUUGAUGACAGUUAUGCCACAAAAUUGCCGUCUGCUGCGAUAUGACUAUGGAUCACCUGGUGUAAUGGGCUACUACCAAGCCCAGCUUUCUGAGCUGAUACAGUACCCAGACAUGAGAACUGAGGUGUUCCAAAUAUUCCGGGAAGUAGGAAAUGCCAUCCUGUUCUGUAUACUUAUAGAACAAGCGUUGACCCAGGAAGAAGUGUGUGAUUUAAAGCAUGCAGCACCUUUCCAGAACAUCAUACCAAAACCAUUCAUACCAGUCAAAGAGGGUGAGAGUAGGAAAGAGAAGGAACAAGAACUGAAGGCAAUGAUGAAGAGAUUGGAAGCUAAAUACCAAGCCUUACAAGUUGUACCUGUCAUUGGCAAGUUUGGAAAUCAAAAGCAAUCUGACAUAGCUCAGGAAGGUGAUUUGUUGACAAGGGAACGACUGUGUUGUGGUCUGUCUAUGUUUGAAAUCAUUCUGAAACGUAUCCAGUCCUUCCUGGAUGACCCAGUCUGGCAUGGCCCACCACCAGCUAAUGGUGUGAUGAAUGUGGAUGAAUGUACAGAGUUCCACCGACUGUGGAGUGCUAUACAGUUUGUGUUCUGUGUGCCAGUAGGAGAACAUGAGUAUACUGUAGAAGAGCUGUUUGGUGAGGGUUUGAACUGGGCUGGCUGUGCUAUAAUUGUGCUGUUAGGACAACAGAGAAGAUUUGAGGCUCUAGAUUUCUGCUACCACAUCCUGAAGGUCAACAGGGUCGACAUGAAAGAUGAAAAUGUUAAAGGCAUUCAAUUAAAGAAAAUGGUAGACAGAAUAAGGAAGUUUCAGAUUUUGAACAACCAGAUAUUUGCCGUACUGAACAAGUAUCUCAAAUCGGAUGACAGAGAUGGUCUGCCUGUGGAGCACGUGCGCUGCUUCCAGCCACCAAUACAUCAGUCACUUGCAACCACUAUAUAGACAGUACUAGUCCAUGAAAAUCAGAACUUGAUAUUGUAGUAUAAGAAGUUACAUAAGUUAUAUUAUGACUUGCCAUGACUGGAGCCAGGAUGUAUAUGCACACAGAAGUCUGUUUAAUUAGAUAAUGUACAGUUACUAUGGCAACCUACUUGCAAACAUGUGUUCAACGAAAAACUGUGUACAGUAGUUACAGCUUCCAUAUUUUGACAUGGUAAAUUUUUAUAAAUAGGGCACAUUUUUAGAGGAUUGCAAGCUUAAGUCUUUGACCUGGAAAAUAGUGUUUGUGCUGAUGUGAUCUAAGGUUCAAAGUCUAAAUACUUUUUUCUGCAUAUUUGCUUGUUUUGAGAAAAUUGCAACAUGCUUACAUAGAAUAAGCGGGUACUCCUUACAAGUUCAGGAAUACGAUUAGCUUAAUUGACAAUAUGUACAAAUUUGUAUCAGUUUACCAUGGUCGAGUUCAUUCUGUCCUGCUUGAGUUACCUUUGAUGUAUACAUGUCUGUUUUGCUGUUUGCUUUUAUUAUGUAUUGUUUAUUUAUAAUGGUUUUGAAUAAUAUAGUCAUGUUUUUUAUAUCAAAUUUAUAUCUGAUGUCAGAACUAUAAAUUUUUAUCAAAAUAUGUCAAGGUAUACAAUGUACUUGAGUAUAUUUUAAAUAUAAAAGCAGUUCACUCACAGUUGUUACAUAAAUGACAAAUAAAAGUGAUUUUAUACCAAAUACCACUGUAUUAAACAUUUUUGAACAAUUGUAUUUAAAGUACAUGUACCAUGUGGAGUUCAUUUAUAUACUUCUAAAUGACUGUGGCAUCCCUUCAUUGGCUGUUAACUAGACCUGUAUUUGCAGAAGGACAUAGUCAAUAUGACAAUAUAGGUUUUGAAGUGCUAGUAACAAUGUAAGGCACAUCAGUGCUCUUUAAUGAGAUGUUUAUCAUAUACCUUAAAGCAAUGUAUAGGUAUAUAAUAAUUUUUUUGAUUAAUGAAGAUUUCAAUAGCUGGAAAAUAUAAUAGCCAAGUAUUUCAUUCAUAGAUAAUAUUAUAUAUAUAUAUACUAUAUGCAUGCCAUUUGGUAAAUCUUACAGAAAUAAAUUAACAGUGAUCUGUAUUUUAUACUGAUUCUUAUUAUUUGUGCAAUAUUUUUGUACUUUCUUUGUGUUGUAAAUAUGUUUGUGACUUUAUGAGUGCUUACAUACAUUGUACUACUGAUCUGAAACAAGCUGGAGACUAUGAUGCAGGUUCAUGUGGUGAAACAUGGCUCCCUUCAAAAUUAAUUAUGUAUGUAUAUCACUGAAUUUAAUUAAGAGGCUAAGACCUGAUUGAAUUUGUAAAGGUGAAAUUGGAAAAGAAUUUUUUUUUAAAAAUGACAAAGCGUGGAAUAUACUUAAGUUAAAGGGCAUAGUUAUGUAAAAAUCCAUCAUUUUGAGCCAAUGUCGUGAUUUUGCAUACGUGCAGUUUUGUUUUUAAGACACCUGCCUGUAUGAAGACUCUCCGAGUUACAUCCAGUUUUGAUUUUUUACAUCCAGAAGAUUUUACAUAAUGAUAGAGUGUAUGUACCUUAUAUAGUUAUAUGGUUGAAACAUGUAUGAUAUUAUGAUUAAAGAUAUGUGUAAAGUA
This is a messenger RNA of Mercenaria mercenaria, 5466 nucleotides long. RefSeq names its product cytoplasmic FMR1-interacting protein-like. Gene Ontology annotation, biological process: cell morphogenesis; regulation of actin filament polymerization; cell projection assembly. Lineage: Eukaryota; Metazoa; Mollusca; Bivalvia; Venerida; Veneridae. Gene Ontology annotation, molecular function: small GTPase binding; RNA 7-methylguanosine cap binding. The record is from RefSeq and is a predicted model, not a curated record. Gene Ontology annotation, cellular component: neuron projection; synapse; SCAR complex. The coding region runs from base 71 to 3859 and encodes 1262 amino acids. The transcript is spliced from 28 exons.